AUGAUGAUGUUUCAACAAAAAGGGGCCAGAGGCAGAAAGAAUUAUAUUCUACACAGUCCUGCCAGGAAAAUGCUGCAUUUUGAAAUCUCUAAGGAAGGCAGUGACCUGUCAGUGGUGGCUCAAGCUGAUGUGUGGCUUUUCCUCAAAGUAUCUAAAGCUAAUCAGACCAGAACAAAAGUAACCAUUCAGCUCUAUCAGCAGCAGAAACUGGCAAAAUGCAGCUCUCAACUUGAGACUGAGGUAAUAAUUGCCGGUUCCCUGAAGAGGCAUCCCCUGUUCAAGGCUGGGGACAGCCACCAACGAAAGGAUAGCAGCACCUGGGGGGUCACCUGGAUCCUGAAGGUGGCGUCGCUCGUCCCGGCUCUCUGGAGAUGUUUAAUGGCCUUGGCCUUAAGGGCCUGUUUGGUCGGGUCUGUGCAAUCACAUAGGCCAUUCCUAAUGUUGCUGGCCAGGCAGUCAGAGGAUCGGCAGCACAGACGGAGGAGGCGAGGCCUUGAAUGUGAUGGUAAAGUCAACAUUUGCUACAAGAAGCACUUCUUUGUUAGCUUCAGAGACAUUGAUUGGAAUGACUGGAUUAUUGCCCCACAAGGCUACCAUGCCAAUUAUUGUGAAGGUGAUUGUCCCAGUCAUACUGCAGGAACAUCUGGUUUUACCCUCUCUUUCCACUCCACUGUUACCAACCAUUACCGCAUGAGAGGCCACAGUCCUUUCUCCAACCUCAAGUCAUGCUAUGUACCUACCAAGCCACGGCCAAUGUCUAUGCUUUAUUACGAUGAUGGGCAAAAUAUAGUAAAAAAGGACAUCCAGAAUAUGAUUGUAGAAGAAUGUGGGUGUACAUAG
Messenger RNA from Thamnophis sirtalis, 840 nucleotides. The record is from RefSeq and is a predicted model, not a curated record. NCBI's taxonomy places the organism in Eukaryota, Metazoa, Chordata, Lepidosauria, Squamata, Natricidae.